This is a messenger RNA of Cooperia oncophora, 453 nucleotides long. The record is from the annotation of a GenBank genome assembly. NCBI's taxonomy places the organism in Eukaryota, Metazoa, Nematoda, Chromadorea, Rhabditida, Trichostrongylidae.
AUGGGUUGGAAAGAAAAAGAAGCUGCGAAACUCGAGGGCAAGCGUGUCCUCCUUGUUGUUGGUGCUGGUGGAAUAGGAUGUGAAUUGUUGAAGAAUUUAGCUCUAACCGGGUAUAAGGACAUUCACGUGAUUGAUAUGGACACCAUUGAUGUUAGCAAUCUAAAUCGGCAAUUUCUCUUUCGUCGCGAGCAUGUCGGCAGAUCAAAGGCUGAAGUAGCCACUGAAGCCAUUCGUCAGCUCCGUCCAGACAUUAAAAUCACAUUCGAUCUCGACAGUAUUUUUAGUUCAAAAUUCAACUUGACGUUCUUUCAACAAUUCUUCUUGGUCAUGAAUGCGCUCGAUAAUAGAGCUGCCAGAAAUCACGUGAAUAGGAUGUGUUUGGCGGCCAAAAUCCCGCUUAUUGAAAGUGGCUCCUCCGGAUACUUAGGACAGGUAAUAAACCGUAGCUUUUGA